AUGGAACUAAGUGAAGUCGAUUAUUCAUUAUUAUCGAGUCCGUAUGAUAGUUUUAUGAGAAAACAUCUUCAACAUUAUGGUUAUUUUACUGGUCGUGCUGAAAUAAUAAAAAAAUACGGUUUUCUUCCAUCGAAAUCAGAACUUCUUUCAUCGUCAGGUGAUUCAGAAUCAAGUAGCAGUGAAGAAGAACAAGAAAUUUAUACUCGAAUCAGAUAUCGUACUUCAUUAAAUCGCUUAAUUCGAACUGAACUUAGACCUAGACCGUUUAUAUCCGAUGUGAAAUUACCUCUUCGACAAGCUCGAAUUCCGUUCGGAUUGAAUCCUCGAGGUGCAUCGAAUGAUGACUCGUCAUUUGAACCUCGAUGGCCGAUCGAGAUUGAAGUCUUGAAUGAACCACGAAUUCGACAUAUUAACGUUCCACCAAUCCACCCAGAACUCUUUUAUAAACCAACUACUGAUCACGGACCAUACGUACGAAGUUUCGAUGAGAACAAUGGACGUACUGUUUUUAAUUAUAAUCCUGAGACAUGUGGUUAUUUUGUACGAUCUCGAAUUGGUGGUAAUCGAGAAGGCUGUCGAUCAGCUGCUGUUCCACUACAGGGUGAUGUUGAUACAACUGUUCUGUUUGAAUCACGUUUCGAAAGUGGAAAUUUAAUGAAAGCUGUGCAAGUUGGUGAAUUUGAUUAUGAGCUCUAUCUUCGAUACGAUCUUUACACAAAACGAAAUACUCAAUGGUAUUAUUUUCGAUUACAAAAUGUUCAAGUCGAUCAAAGAUAUCGUUUUACUAUUGUUAACUUUUUUAAAUCGACAAGCUUGUAUAGUGCUGGUAUGAGACCAUUGAUGUAUAGUGUGCAAGAUGCCGAGACGAAAGGUAUCGGUUGGCGACGAUGGGGUGAAGAGAUUGUUUACUAUAAAAAUAAUUUGCUCGCGCCGGACAAUGCGACGAACAUGUAUUCACUUACUUGGACAUGUAAAUUUCCAAAUAAUAACGACACAUAUUACUUUGCUCAUUGUUAUCCAUACACCUAUUCUGAUUUACAAGAUUAUUUAAAUGAAAUUCAAAACGAUCGGUCUAAGAGUGAUUAUUGUAAACAAAAAGUUCUUUGUCGAACAUUAGCUGGGAAUUUCAUCUACAUGUUAACAAUAACCAAUCCAGUACCACUCCAGACCAAUCCCACAAACACGAGCACACCUAGUGAACAUCAAGUUAAGAAAGGCGUUGUUGUUACUGCACGUGUUCAUCCAGGUGAAACCAAUGGAUCAUGGAUGAUGAAAGGUUUAUUAGAUUUUCUACUUGGAGAUUCGGCUGAUGCCAAACUUUUACGUGAUAAUUUUAUAUUUAAAAUCAUUCCUAUGCUCAAUCCCGACGGUGUUAUUGUUGGAAAUUAUCGUUGUUCAUUAGCUGGUCGUGAUCUAAAUCGAAACUAUAAAACUGUUCUCAAAGAUGCUUAUCCAUCGAUCUGGCACACGAGAGAAAUGAUUAAACGAUUUAUGACUGAAACUGAGCUUGUUCUCUAUUGUGAUUUUCAUGGUCAUUCAAGAAAACAAAAUGUUUUCGUUUAUGGUUGUGAAAACAAACAUCUACCAAAUGAAAGAUUGAAAGAAAGAAUCUUUCCAGCAAUGUUAGCAAAGAAUGAUCCUUCCAAAUUCUCGUACGAUUCGUGUAAAUUCAAAGUACAGAAAGCUAAAGAAGGAACCGGAAGAAUCGUCAUGUGGUCAAUGGGUGUUAUGAAUAGUUAUACAUUAGAAGCGACGUUUUGCGGGUCUACUCAAGGUGAUCGUGUCGGUCAACAUUUCACUACGAAGGAUUUAGAAUCGAUUGGUUAUCAUUUUCUCGAUUCGUUGUUAGAUUAUUGUGAUCCAGAUGAAACAAAACGCAAUCGAAUGUUGCAUGAGCUAGAAGAUAAUCUACGACAAUCAAUACAAAUGAAACUUUUAGCACGUGGGAUAAAUCCAUCAUCAUUAGGAGAUAUUGAUCUCGAUCAAUUCUCAUCCGAUGGUGAUUCCAGUGAUGAUGAUGGUUCGGAUUCAUCAGCCGACGAUGGUUUACCAAAGCAUCUAGAAGUUAUCGCUGCAGCCAAACUUCGAUUGAAAAAGUCCGGGAAGAAAGUCACGCCGACGAAACCAAUUAAAGAAAUAAAGAAAAAAGACGAAAUUGACAAAGAAAGUUCUGCUAAAACUAAAUCCACUGGUUUACCUGUGCCCAAACCUCGUGCAUCUCAAUUUCCGAACAUCACGGAAGGUGAUACUACACAACGGAAAAGGCGACGAAAGCGUGGCUAUCAAAAUUAUCGCGUUUGCAAAUGCGUUGCCUGUCUAAAUGCACGACUACCACGCACUGAAAUACCAUUGAUCACUGAGGUCGUCAAACCGCGAACAGCGAUGUCCGCUCGUCGACUACAUACGUGUAAUACUGAGCCCGUUCGAUUGGAAGGUUCAAGUAGUACUGCAGCAAUGCCUCGAUCUACUCGUUGUCCAACAUUAACUCCAACCUCAAUUCCAAGCAAUCGUGUAGCGACGGCCGACGAAAAAGCGCGACGAUCUCAGCAAAUAUUCAAAGCUAAUCACGGUGAUCCAGUUCGUUAUUCAGCUUGUCAAACAGCUGAUCUUCAUGAGUUAACCUUGAUUAAUGAAUCUCGGAACGCAUUCACAACAACUUAUUUACUUCGACGAUUGAAUAAUCCUGAACGUGAUUCACUUAAUGGAACAAAUGUCUCUCCAACAACCCAACCGCCGCGAAUACCAUCGUCAUUUGCUGAUGAAGAUGCUAGUUAUCCAUUAACAACAGACAAUGAAACAGAUUUGGAUAGAAGUCGAACUACAGUAUUGACUCACAAUGAUGAUACAGGACAAAUUAGUAGUGCUUUCGUCACAAAUCGUGUAUCUUCACAGUUACAAGAACGACUGAUUGGCUCAUCGCGACGUUCAAGAUCAACAACAAGUUUCUUGCAAAAUCGAUCGCCUGUCGACGCUCCUGCACCAAAUCCGAAACGUUUCACUGAUCUCCAGCAGCAACAGAAACAACGAGCAACAUUGCUAUUCAACAGACAAGAUGAACGAAGAUCACGAGAUUCGUUAAACAAUGACGACAAUUUAUCUUCAGUGUCCAAGCAAAUUCCUUUCCAAGUCGACGAAAUGUCUUUGAAUCGACCACAGUUGACCAGAUCAUCAAGUGUGAAAAAAUCUUCGAAAUGA
Messenger RNA from Adineta ricciae, 3195 nucleotides. NCBI's taxonomy places the organism in Eukaryota, Metazoa, Rotifera, Eurotatoria, Adinetida, Adinetidae. The record is from the annotation of a GenBank genome assembly.